This is a messenger RNA of Lutra lutra (Eurasian river otter), 7484 nucleotides long. RefSeq names its product myotubularin related protein 4 (gene MTMR4). NCBI's taxonomy places the organism in Eukaryota, Metazoa, Chordata, Mammalia, Carnivora, Mustelidae. Gene Ontology annotation, molecular function: protein phosphatase binding; metal ion binding; phosphatidylinositol-3,5-bisphosphate 3-phosphatase activity. The record is from RefSeq and is a predicted model, not a curated record. Gene Ontology annotation, biological process: regulation of autophagy; dephosphorylation.
CAGAGAAGCACCGGGCUGCACAGGGGGUGAGGCUGGGGGUGAAAAUGAUCCUUAUACCUUCCAUUAACUGUAAAUACCCUUCUCUCACCUCACAUUCAGGGAACCCCUUAGCUAACCCCUGAGAACUAGGAGGAGGAAACAUGAGAUGAAGAGAGAACAGAGAGUUGCAGGCCCAGGCCCAUACGGGCCCUUGCUCUGGCUGUAUCUUUUCAGCUUCUUCGAGUGUCCCCUGUGCAGGUUAAGGAAUUCAGUUGGUGAGAGGUCUCACUCCUUUCCUCCACAGGCAUGGGGGUAUAUGGUUUUCGUCUCUUCCCUAGAAAGCCUGGUGGUCUUGGUUCCCACCAACUGAUAGCCCCCUUACUCUUUUCUUCUGUGACUCUCUGAAAAGACCAUGGGCUUUAGAGUGAGCGUAGUCUAUUUUUGAAUCCCAGCACCACUGCUUGAAUAGUUUAGGUAACUCGCAUAUUUUCUUUCUAAGCCUGACCUCUCACCAGCAAAACAGUUAAUUCUUGGAGAGUUGACAGGUUCUAGUGAGGUAAUGUUUGCAGCCUGCCUGGCUCAUAGCAGAUGCUUAAUACAAUGUCAAGUUUUCUCCUAUUCCCCCUUCCCCCCCAGAGCAAAACCAAAGCCCCAGUUCCUGAAAGUUACCAGGCACAGGAAGUGUGGGGUCCCAACCAGCUCCUUCCGAGACUUUUGAUGACACUUUGUUUGAGCCUGACUCCUCCUUAUUCCUUCGCCCUCUACCCAACUCCCUCCAUACCCUACUCCUGGGUUUCAGGUUUGUUUUGCAUAGCUUUUGUGGUCCGUAGUUCCAGUCUUCUCUUUCCCAGCCUCCCAAAAUUCUUCUCCAAGAAGGACUUUCUUAUCUAGAUGUCAGAGGAUGUGAAACAGGGAGAGAUGGAGAUGAAGGGUAGGGUUGGGCAGGGGCCAUGGACUAAAACACUUAAAGAACUUCCCUUUCAGGAGUGUGGAGUGGCCAACCUGGCAUAGACCAGUGUCUGUUUGGAAGGGCAAAAAAGGGAGUGGGAUUUAGUGAUGUCAUGGGAUUGGAGGACACUGGUGGACAGGGGUGUGGUGGGUGGUGGUUUUGUAGGAAAAGGAGGAGGCCUUGAAACUGUAGGUGAGCCUUAUCUUGGAAAUUCAGGACAGGCACUGGGGGAACUCAGAGUGGGGAGGACAUGGGGACAGAGUGUGAAAAGAGGGGUGUGGGCUGGUUCACUGAAAAUAUGGGAAGUGAAAGGAUGUAGGAGGGCUUGCCUUACCCUCUGACGCGGUCUGGGGGCAGUCCCUCCGCCCAGACUGCGAAAGCCCCCAGACGUCCCCUGAGGACGCCCUAGCACGCGGCCGGAGGGGACCGCGAGGAGGGAGGAGUCUGGAGCCGUGGGCGGGCCUCGAGGAUCCGCCCCCACCCCCUUCCUCGCCCGGCCCGGGGCGCUCCCCUCGUCUGGCUCCCCUCCCUUCCGCGCUCGUGCGGGAGGGCGGAGCCGGGCUAGCUCCAUUGUGGAGAGGAGGGGAGAGGCGCGCGGGAGCCGCGCCGAGGCCCCGCCGCCAGCACGUUCGCCUCCUGGUCGCCGCGGCUGCACCUGGCGGGCCCCGCAGCCGUGAUGCGGCCGGCGUCCGGCACUGGCGGGCAGCGCAGCGGCUCCGGGGUCAUGUGUGCUGGUCCAGACCACCUGCGACCAUGAGCCUGACCGCCCGCGUCUCCUGCUCCAUGCUCAGCUGCUUCGGUGAGGAGGGGCCCCCCAGCCUGGAGUACAUCCAAGCCAAGGAUCUGUUCCCCCCCAAGGAACUAGUGAAAGAGGAGGAGAAUCUGCAGGUGCCCUUUACAGUGCUGCAGGGUGAGGGAGUGGAGUUCCUGGGCCGGGCAGCUGAUGCCCUCAUUGCCAUCUCCAACUACCGGCUGCAUAUCAAGUUCAAAGAUUCUGUCAUCAACGUCCCCCUCCGGAUGAUUGACACUGUGGAGAGCCGUGAUAUGUUCCAGCUGCACAUUGCCUGCAAGGACUCCAAGGUGGUGAGGUGCCACUUCUCCACUUUCAAGCAGUGCCAAGAGUGGUUGUCACGGCUAAGCCGGGCCACGGCGCGACCUGCCAAGCCUGAAGACCUCUUUGCCUUCGCCUACCAUGCCUGGUGCCUGGGGCUGACUGAGGAGGACCAGCAUACCCACUGCAGGCACGGGGGCUGUGUUGCAGGAGAGCACAUACGAUGUCGGCAGGAGGCUGAGCUCACGAGGAUGGGCUUUGAUCUGCAGAAUGUCUGGAGAGUCUCCCACAUCAACAGCAACUACAAAUUGUGCCCCAGUUACCCACAGAAGCUCCUGGUUCCUGUGUGGAUCACAGACAAAGAGCUGGAGAAUGUGGCUUCCUUCCGCUCCUGGAAGCGGAUCCCGGUGGUUGUGUAUAGACAUCUCCGCAACGGGGCUGCCAUUGCCCGCUGCAGCCAGCCAGAGAUCAGCUGGUGGGGCUGGCGCAAUGCAGACGAUGAGUACCUGGUCACAUCCAUCGCUAAAGCCUGUGCCCUGGACCCGGGGACAAGAGCCACUGGGGGCUCCCUCAGCACUGGGAAUAGUGAUGCCAGCGAGGCAUGUGACACUGACUUCGAUUCCUCCUUGACCGCAUGCUCUGGAGUAGAGAGCACCGCAGCCCCCCAGAAGCUACUGAUCCUGGACGCUCGCUCCUACACAGCAGCAGUGGCCAACCGGGCCAAGGGUGGAGGCUGUGAGUGCGAAGAGUACUACCCCAACUGUGAGGUCGUGUUCAUGGGGAUGGCCAACAUUCACGCCAUCCGGAACAGCUUCCAGUAUCUCCGGGCUGUGUGUAGCCAGAUGCCCGACCCCAGCAACUGGUUGUCAGCCCUGGAGAGCACGAAAUGGCUGCAGCACUUGUCAGUGAUGCUCAAGGCUGCCGUGCUCGUGGCUAAUACCGUGGAUCGGGAGGGCCGGCCUGUGCUGGUGCACUGCUCCGACGGCUGGGACCGGACGCCACAGAUCGUAGCUCUGGCCAAGAUACUGCUGGACCCAUAUUACAGGACACUGGAGGGCUUCCAAGUUUUAGUAGAGUCUGACUGGCUAGAUUUUGGACACAAGUUUGGAGACCGCUGCGGCCACCAGGAGAAUGCAGAGGACCAAAAUGAGCAGUGCCCGGUGUUCCUCCAGUGGCUUGAUUCUGUUCAUCAGCUGCUCAAGCAGUUCCCCUGCCUGUUUGAGUUUAAUGAAGCAUUCCUGGUCAAACUGGUGCAGCACACGUACUCCUGCCUCUACGGCACGUUCCUGGCCAACAACCCCUGUGAGCGAGAGAAGCGCAACAUCUACAAGCGGACCUGCUCUGUGUGGGCUCUCCUGCGGGCUGGCAAUAAGAACUUUCACAACUUCCUCUACACACCUGGUUCUGACAUGGUCCUGCAUCCUGUGUGUCAUGUCCGGGCCCUGCACCUCUGGACAGCUGUUUAUUUGCCAGCAUCGUCUCCAUGUACACUCGGGGAGGAGACCAUGGAUCUCUACCUUUCUCCAGCGGCUCAGAGCCAGGAGUUCUCUGGCCGCUCUCUGGACAGAUUACCUAAAACCAGAUCUAUGGAUGAUCUGCUUUCUGCCUGUGACACAAGCAGCCCCCUGACUCGCACAUCUAGUGACCCGAACCUCAAUAACCACUGUCAGGAGGCCAGAGUAGGCCUGGAGCCCUGGCACAGCAAUCCUGAGGAAUCCGAGACCUUCGUGGAAUCUGGGGCAGGAGGUCCUCAGCAGACUAUAGGAGAAAUGGGUCUUCCUUCCCCUCUGCCCAGCGGCCAGAAAGACUACUUGAGCAAUAAACCCUUCAAGAAUCAUAGAAGCUGUUCUCCAAGUUACAAACUGCUUAGUACUGCAGUGCCCCAGGAGAUGAAGAGCAACAUCUCUGAUCCUGAGAUUCAAGUCCUGGAAGAGACGACGACACCAGCUCUAGACCCUCCUGCCCACAAUGAGCUGAGUAGGACUUUAGAUGGCACGGAGGAACUACCUGAACCUUGUCCUGAAAAAGAAGCUGUCGGUGCACUCUCUGAAGUGGCUUCCAACAAGGGUCAUGGAGUUUGUGAUUUUCCUGAGUCUUCCCAGGACUCCCUUACAGGUGCCCCCCAACGUGCCCUGAUAAAUUCCAUGCUAGGUGUGCCCUCCAGAUGUGCUCCAGAUCACAGUCUGGGUACCCUUUGCAACCCACUGAGUGCUACCUGCCAAACUCCUCCAGAGCCAAGCACUGACUUCCUCAGCCAAGAUCCCCCGGGGUCUGUGGCAAGCAUCUCCUACCAGGAACAGCCCAGUUCUGUGCCAGAUCUGAUUCAUAAGGAGGAAUACACUGGCAAAAGAGGGAAUAUUAGGAAUGGGCAGUUACUGGAAAAUCCUCGCUUUGGGAAAGUGCCAUUGGAAUUGUCCCGAAAGCCAGUUUCUCAGAGCCAGACCAGUGAGUUUUCUUUUUUAGGAUCCAACUGGGACAGCUUCCAAGGAAUGGUGACUUCAUUCCCAAGUGGGGAGACCACUCCUCGGCGGCUGCUUUCCUAUGGCUGUUGUAGCAAGAGGUCAAGCAACAAGCAGGUGCGGGCAACAGGGCCCUGCUUUGGGGGCCAGUGGGCUCAGAGAGAAGGGGUGAAGUCACCAGUCUGUUCUAGUCAUUCCAAUGGACACUGUACUGGUCCAGGAGGGAAAAAUAACCGGAUGUGGUUGUCCGGUCAUCCAAAGCAGGUCUCCAGCACAAAGCCUGUUCCACUGAGCUGCCCUUCUCCAGUGCCUCCUCUCUACUUGGAUGAUGAUGGACUCCCCUUUCCUACGGAUGUGAUCCAGCAUAGAUUACGGCAGAUCGAAGCAGGGUACAGGCAAGAGGUGGAGCAGCUACGUCGACAAGUGCGUGAGCUUCAGAUGAGGCUGGACAUCCGUCACUGCUGUGCCCCUCCAGCAGAGCCGCCCAUGGACUAUGAGGAUGAUUUUACAUGUUUGAAGGAGUCCGAUGGCAGUGAUAUAGAAGAUUUUGGCUCUGAUCACAGUGAGGACUGCCUUUCAGAAGCAAGCUGGGAACCUGUUGAUAAGAAAGAGACUGAGGUGACUCGCUGGGUUCCAGACCAUAUGGCAUCACAUUGCUAUAACUGUGACUGUGAGUUCUGGUUGGCCAAACGAAGACACCAUUGCAGAAAUUGUGGGAAUGUGUUUUGUGCUGGCUGCUGCCACCUGAAGUUGCCCAUUCCUGAUCAACAACUCUAUGACCCAGUUCUCGUCUGUAACUCAUGUUACGAACACAUCCAAGUAUCUCGUGCCAGAGAACUCAUGAGCCAACAUCUGAAGAAACCCAUUGCUACAGCUUCCAGCUGAAUGCCAGAGGAGAUGACCUGUCCAAUUUUAGCAGGUUUGAAGGGAGGAUCUGCUUCAGGUGUAGUUUUGAAGGUUCCUUGGUAUGGCUCAUGAAAUCACAGAGCUCAAAGUUAUCGUCUUGAGAAAUCCUCCUUGGUACCAUAGACUGCAGCAGAGGAAUUCCAGUUUGGCAGGAGGUCUUCUACUGGUGAGACCCUCACCUUGGGGUAAUGGUCCUGGAUCCAGACCGAGUCUGGAAGCUUAAUGUUGAGUUGGUGACUCCCACUUUUCUCCUGGGGGGGGUCACAAGAUGAUGAUUUCAUAGAUACUGCCUGAUGAUGUGCCCCAAACAGCAAUAGAAAGGCAUAUGUAUAACCAAACUCCAAGUGAUAAACAGAUUCAUCUCUCCACCUUGAAAAAAGCAGAUUCUAGUAUAUAAGAUAGGAAUUCCUAUUUGAAACGAACUAUAUCCUGUUCCUCUGUGCUCUGUGUCUGUGCAUGAAGGCUCAGUCUUUAGAGGCACUCCCUCUAGUUGCAGUAGUGCUGUCUUUCUGUGGAGUUGGUAUAAAGACUGGUUCUGCAAGUGGAGGUUUUGCUGUGUCUUUUCACUUGGCUCAUCAGCCAGCAUCAGUGAAUAUUCACUUUAGAGCAACAGUUCUAAGGAGUGAGACAUUUUGGGGAGCAGAGGAAAACUCUGCUGGUGUUCCGUUCUGGCAAAAAUCUGUUAUUUGGAGCUGUGAAGGCAGUAAGUAGUCUCUGUUACUCAGUGGCAGCUCUUGAGGUAUGCACUGUGAAGAAUGAGAAGGGAAAAGCAGAAAUGAUCCUUGUCAAAUAUUUGCUGAUUGUGCCCUGCCCUUUGCGCCUGACUUUUCCUAGUUGUCCUGGUGCUAACACAGGAGUUACACCUUGAUCCUCUCCUGGCAUGAAAAUAAAACAAUGGUUUUUUGUUGUUGUUGUUGUUGUUGUUGUUCCAUUGCCCACUUCCCUAAUGUUGUCUUUCCCUUGGCUGCUGCCUCCUCUGGGUCACACUGCUUCUUAUCCUGAACACUUGACACCUUGAGGGUAGAAUUUAGCAUUUGGUUUUUACCUCCUAGAAUAUGCUGUUUGGUAUGUGAGGGUUUCAGUACAAAUGCUGCUGUCUAUUUCUGUGCACUUAACAAUGGAACCCAAACAGAAGAGAAUAAAGCCUUGAUACCAAAAUUGGGAGAGAAAAUGCGUCCACUUGGACCAAACAUUGGUGGGGUUUUUUUUUUGUGAUUUUUUUUUUGUUUGUUUUGUUUUGUUUUUUGUCUGUCUGUUUUUUUGUUUUGGUUUCAUCUUAAUAUGUACCAGUGGCACUUAACCAAAAGAUACAGUGACAUAGCCAUGUACUGUGGUUGGGACAGAUAUAGUCUCCUUGACCUAUAAUGAAACCACUAGUAUUUCCUUUAUACAUUUUCCUUCAUCCAUUGGUGUAUAAAAGGUAAAUUACACUUAGGCUUAUUCUGUUUUAAAACUAUGGUAGCUGUCUGUCUAACUGCUACUUUCAUGUUGCUUCCUAGAAAAAAAAUUUUCAUUUGAAAAUAACUAGGAUCUGCAUUUAGAACAAGAAUUGUUACUUGUCCUGACCUUUUCUUCAGUCCUACAGAGAAGCAUCUGUGCUUUUAUACUUGUCAUGGAUGUAACCUAAAAAGUUUUGGCGUAUUUAGGUCAGCCUAGCAGAACUUUUUUUCAUUUAAAUGGAGUUGAAUAAUGGAGAUUUGUGUCUGGGAAAUUCCUGAGAUCAUUGAAAAAGUAACAAACUAUUCCUUGUCUCUGAUAUGUAAAAUUCUCCUAAGCAUUUUCUCAAUCAUUAAAAUUUACUGCCAGUUGCGAGUGGCUUUUUAAUUAACUUGACUUUCAUUGCACUUCACUCUGCCCAUUUUCAGGGGGAGUAAGAUUGGUAACAUUUGAGGAGACUGUAUCUGUUUACUUUUGUGUGGCUGUUUUGAGGGACUGUCCCAUCAGUGAACAUACUGCAUGGCCUUGGAGAGAGACUCUGGGCUCUCAGCUCAGAUGUAUUCAUCAAAUACUCCUUUCAGAGCUCUUGUGGGUGUAAGUGACAUGAUGUGGCCAAAAAUCCAAACUGUGCAGUUGCGUUGUGACAAACAUGCAAUGUGCUGUAAAAACUCAAUACAAUUUAAAUAAAAUCUCUAUAUUAGUG